AGAUCACUCAACCUCCAUUCCGACAACGAAAUGGCGAGGAUUCGAAACCAGCUCGGUCGCGGGGGGGCUCCCGCUGCGAUCUGGAUCUCCUCCUUGCUUCUCUUCUACCUCGCAUUUAGAUCGAUCAAGGAGAAUUCCAGUCCUGAGUCAAUGGUGUUGGUCUCAGAUCAGAGGUCUAGGUUAUAUGAGAAGAUGUCCCGGGAUCUGGAUGAGAAAGGGGCUGCGUUUCUCAGAGGUGGAGAGACCUCUCAGUCGCUCUCCCUUUCCGAUAUCUUCGAUUUGAGAGAUGGGGUCGUGACGCCGAAGCUCAAGGCUGCGGAUCCUCCUGUUCGGGCUACUGUGCUUUAUAUGGGUACCGAUUUUUCGAUGCCUAUCUCGGAAGCUGUAAGAGAUGUAUUUCUUCCCUAUUUUGGUCAAGCUAUUUGGUUUCAGAAUUCAAGUCUCUACCAUUUCAGUAUGUUUCAUGCCUCCCAUCAUAUUACUUCUGUUGUCGCAACUGAUAGUGAGAUUGAAGCUGAGGCAAAUGCUAUCAAAGUUGUUGCAGAGAGCCUUUGUCCUUUGGAUAUUGUUUUAGAUAGAGUGAUAUUGACAUCAACUGGGGUGCUUCUAGGUUGUUGGCAGGUCCUCUCUGGUACAGAUCCUGUGACAAUUCGGAAAAAGUUGAAAGAUGCCCUUCCCCGUGCACCAGAAAAGCAAUUAUAUGAUCCUCUUAUACUUCAUACUUCAUUUGCAAGGGUUUUGGGACCUCCAAAGGUUCCAGUGGAGGAGAUGGAGAAGCCCUUCAAUCAACUUCAGUUUUUCCACAAUCUUGUUGAACGCAUCAACAGCAAGAUUCAUGGUUUUAAGGCAAGAGUAUCAGAGCUAUGGUUUGUCGAGGAAUAUGACGUCCUGGCACUAGCACUGAAUGGUAGAAUGAAUGUACACAGGUUUCAUCUCGGUUGCUCCCCGAAUUGAAACCUUUUAAAGUUGACUGUCGUAUGCGCUGCUGAUGGUGUAUGUAUCAACUUGUAGAUUCUGCAUUUGAUGUUGAGUGUUCAUAGUUUUCUUUCCACACUUUGUGAGUUCUUACCUGUAAAAGUACUAUUGACAUUUUCUAAGGAUGAAGUUAUAUUUAGGUACCAAAUAUACCCAUGUGUUCCUCU
Dioscorea cayenensis subsp. rotundata (Guinea yam) is the source of this 1142-nucleotide messenger RNA. RefSeq lists its product as uncharacterized. The coding region runs from base 31 to 954 and encodes 307 amino acids. Lineage: Eukaryota; Viridiplantae; Streptophyta; Magnoliopsida; Dioscoreales; Dioscoreaceae. The transcript is spliced from 10 exons. The record is from RefSeq and is a predicted model, not a curated record.